This is a messenger RNA of Epinephelus fuscoguttatus (brown-marbled grouper), 2029 nucleotides long. RefSeq names its product urotensin-2 receptor 3 (gene uts2r3). Lineage: Eukaryota; Metazoa; Chordata; Actinopteri; Perciformes; Serranidae. Gene Ontology annotation, cellular component: membrane. The record is from RefSeq and is a predicted model, not a curated record. Gene Ontology annotation, molecular function: urotensin II receptor activity. The transcript is spliced from 2 exons. The coding region runs from base 233 to 1375 and encodes 380 amino acids. Gene Ontology annotation, biological process: neuropeptide signaling pathway.
AGGACAGACAGCGAAGUUUGGAGGCAGAUUGUCGCCACAUAUUCUCCUCCUGCUCCUGCUGCAGAUAAAUAAUCUGAUGCUUGAAGAAUUCAAAGGGAUCUUUUAAAGAUGGAGUUUUUCCAUCAGAGAAAUCCAUGGAAUAUUAUUUUUAUAUCAGCUGGAAUCAAACUGCUUUAAGACAUCUAACAUUCCCUGCCUUCUAUCUUUAAAAACUACUUUAUAAUUUCCCAUCAUGGACCUCUCAGGCUCUUUGCCUCCACCUUCCCCAUACACCUUUCCUAUCAUCCCCAAUUUCUCUGCCCCCUCCUCCUCUCCCUCCAUCUCCCCUUCACCCAGCCUGGCUUCCACGGCUCUCUUCUGCUCCCUCCUCUCCCUCCUCUCCUUAAUGGGCAUCACAGGAAACCUGUACACUCUGGGCCUCCUUCUGAAGCGCAGGAGAAGUAGGAGAAGACGUGGAGCAGGACCGGCCUGCUGCCUAAUGAGAGUACCUGUCCCAUCCUGCCUCGCCAACUCCUCCUCCCCUUCCUCCACCCCCAUCUCUUCUUCCUCUCCCUCCUCCUCUCUUUACCUCCAGGUGCUGAGCCUCGCUCUCGCUGAUCUGCUCUACCUUUUCACCGCCCCCUUCAUUGUGUACGACAGCCUGGCGUCCGGCUGGGCCUUUGGCGAACUGGGCUGCCGCCUCCUCCUGAGCCUCGACCUCCUCACCAUGCACGCCUCCAUCUUCACUCUCACCGCCAUGAGUCUGGACCGCUACCGGGCUGUGGCUCAUCCCCUGCACACCUCCUCCUCCAACUCCUCCAGCCUGCUGCGUGUAGGCCUGGCCUGGGGGCUGGCUGUGGCUCUUAGCCUGCCUAUGAUGAUCACGCUGCACCUGGAGGAUGGGGAGAACCAGGAGGGCCAGCUGUGUGUGCCAGCAUGGGACGAGCAGAGCUCCAAGGCCUACCUGAGCGUGCUCUUCUGCACCAGCAUUCUUGGUCCUGGGCUGGCCAUCGGAGCACUUUACGCUACUCUAGGCCGGCUUUACUGGGUGUCUCAAACCAGGCCUGCUUGGGCCAGCGGGGGCAGCAGUGCUUGUCCUCCCCGUGCCCCCAAACCCAAAGUCCUCCUCCUCAUCCUCGGCAUUGUCCUGGCCUUCUGGGCCUGCUUCCUCCCUUUCUGGAUCUGGCAGCUGCUGCCUCUCUACCAGCCCGACAUGCUGCGGACAGUACCGGUGGGGACACAGGUGACAGUGAAUCGUAUCCUCACAGGGCUGACGUACGGGAACUCUUGUGUGAAUCCAUUUUUCUACACGCUAUUGACUGGAAAACGAAGACGCAACCGGCAGACGCUGACAUCAGCAAAUCAGCUCAGCCGUAAGAGCAGUCCACUGCAGUAGUGUUUGUGACUAACAGCAGAGACAAUAGUGUGUACAUAUAUGUGUGAAAAGGUACUGUAUAUGAAUGCUUUAUGAGUUCAAUAACUGGUGCCAAAGACUAUUGAUCUAUCCCUGGACACAGGACAAUGCUAAGCUAAUGAUAGCACUUUGUAUAAAUGCUUUGUGUUGGGAGACAAUCGAGACGACAAUCUCUGUACGAUAUACAUGAAAAAAUAUGUCUUUAAUUGCUGUAGUAACCAAGUUUACAUGUUGACCAUUUGAUUCUAAAUGUUUUUAAUGAUAAUAUGGUAAAGUAAUUCAAUGGAAUUUCUAUCACAAGUGGUUACUACAGUAAUUUCUUGUGCAGAGGAGUGAUUUAUCAAGUCAACAGAAAACCCGUACUGUAUUCAGUAACAUCAGGAGAGCAGAGUUUAUGCUGUGUGUUGCGCGAGCGUUUCCUGUAAAACCCUGAUGCACUUCUGCUUGUUUUCUCAGAACUAUCAAAGAAAAUGUUUGUUUUUAAACAACUGGCUGUGACUGGUCGGGACCUUGUCGGGACAUUUUUCUGAGACCUUGUUUGUUGACUUAAUGAAUUAUGUUCGAGCGGGUCAACAGUCUUUGUUUGCUUCCCCUGAACCCUGACAUAUCUAAAACAAUUGACUUUUUAAAAAAAUA